Stegostoma tigrinum is the source of this 5301-nucleotide messenger RNA. RefSeq names its product mitochondrial fission regulator 1 (gene mtfr1). Bases 485 to 1477 code for a protein of 330 amino acids. Gene Ontology annotation, cellular component: mitochondrion. The record is from RefSeq and is a predicted model, not a curated record. Lineage: Eukaryota; Metazoa; Chordata; Chondrichthyes; Orectolobiformes; Stegostomatidae. The transcript has 9 exons. Gene Ontology annotation, biological process: mitochondrial fission; aerobic respiration.
CGGGAGGAGUGGGUCUGAAUGGAUCUCAUUGACAUCGGGGUCUGCCAGUAACCAGUGAGAGCUAAGCCUGUUUACUGUUGGGAUUUACUGGCAUUGACAGAGCCUCCAGGCCGGGCUGCGUGACUCUGAUUCAAUGAUUCAUUCAAUCAUGUGAAACCUUGUGCACACUGUUCUCUUUGGCGAGAAAAGACGGAUCUGUUAUCUCUGUACAUUGGAUUUUUUUUGCUAUCUGAACGAUCAACCACAUUAUCGAAGAAUUCAGGGGAGCCCCGUAUCUACAAGUUCUCUGAAUUUUGAGGUGACCCUCAUCACUUACAAAGAUCUUCAUGCUGGCUAGCCCUAAGUAUGAACUUUAUAACUGUGUCCAGACCAGUCUAGAACUCAUUCUGAACAUUCAGCAGUGUUAAAAAGGCUGAACAAUGGGACUGCAUAAAGCUUCUAGACUCCCAAGUUAUGUGGAUUGCAAAGCUGUGAUUUGGCCUUAAUGUUAUUAUUCCUCGUUCAGAUGAUUAGAAUGAUGUUGGAAUAUGCUGGAAUAGACAUGGAUUCACCGUUUUGGUCAAACAAGCCAUAUGGUUCAUCUCGCAGUAUUAUUCGCAGAAUAGGUUCUAGCCUCCCUCUUAAACCAUGUCCAAGAGUUCACUUUCAGAUUUUCCAUGGUUUUGGAGAAGCUGAUCAAAAUUCUACGGAGUCAGACAAUGGUGCAGUUGCUUCCCUGGCUGAUGUAGCCUGGAUUGUGUGUGACCAGGGGGAAUCAUUUAGCAAGAUGAGGUCAGAAAUUCGACUUGAUGGUGACCUUCCCAAACGUCAGGCGUCAUCUUGUCCAAGGCCUAUCAGCAGGCAAGCUUCUUUACCAAAUUUAAGAAAUUGCAAAAAGGAAUCUGCAACUCCCACAAUGGCCAGUGAUGCAGCAUUGGAAAAAAUCAACAUAUUGGAGAAUGAGCUUGCUAAGUUACGGGAACAGAUUGCCAUGAUUGUAACUAUACAAGAACAAAGAAGUCCCUUGGCAGUGACACCAGGUGUUAUUCCAUCUUGUGCUGCUCCACCGCUGCCUCCACCACCUCCCCCACCUCUACCACCCUCACCUGCUCUCCAACGUAGUCAAUCUGUGAUUGACCUCAUCAAAGAAAGAAGAGGAAAGAAACCUGACAGUAGUCAAAUCACAUGUAAUCAUAAACAGGAAAAUCUGCCGAACAUGUUAGAUGUCUUAAAAGAUAUCGAUAAGGUGAAACUACGCUCUGUAAAGAAAUCUGUGGAUGAUUUAAAGCCCAAACCAGAUCAACAUACAGCUGAUCCAACAGCUUUAAUAGCAGCAGCUUUGAAGCGCAAAUUUGCACACCGCUACAAAAAUGAUCAUUGUAGUGAAAAUCGACCUUCAAAUUCUAACUUCCAGGCAGAACCCCCAAAGUUUGGACAACACAUGCUGAAACCAACUGGAAAGAGAAACCCAUUGUUGGAAACGUCAUCUCAGUCUUGAUUGGAUGCUUAGGGCAGGGGGGGGGUUACGCUUUGCCUCUACUUGACUUUAAUUUGCUUAGAUUUAAUUGUAUGAAGAAAUGCUGCCACUACACAAUUUUCAGUAGUUUACAUGAGCAAUAUUUAUAAAAUCAGGUUUCAAAAAUGAAUAUUUUAAUAUUCUGGUCCACGGCUGUUUUAUACCAGUUUGUAUUUUGCAUGUAUUCACAAUGAAAUGACAUAUUUGUGCCAAAUUCUAAUGUUUGAAGUUAUCGCAUUGCUGUUUGUAGAUUUGUUGUGAAUACGGCACCCAAAGAGACCUAAAUUGAUUAGUUUUUCUCUAAAUUAUAUUUUAAAUAAGCCAUAACAAUUUUUUCUGCUUUGGUGUUCACAUCACCACAGCUUAUUAUUGUUUACGUGGUAGUACCUUAGGAUAAAUGUUGUGGAUUUAUAAUAGGUAAUGUUGCACACUGUUCCUAAAAUGUAAUUACGUAUCAUAGACCCUUUGAUUGUUUGGUUUUUAAAAUUUAUCAAUUUUUGUUGUGUUCUUUUCAUUUUAAUUACGAAUGCUGAUGAAAAUGACAUUCUACGGCACUACAGUCAUUGAUGCACAAGGUUUGACUUACCAUGAGUUAGUGUUGAGUUAUCAAUUGGUUUGCAUCGAUUAUUGCUUACUGAUCUUAUUUAGCUUCUGAAAGCCCAAUCCUUCCUGCAUGAACAGAAGUUUAACAAGUGACUAAAGGAUGAACCAACUAAAAAAGAUGGUAAUGUUAAUUAUUAUUCUUUAUAACUAUUUAAUUUAUAACAAAUCCUGAUUGGUAAAGCUCUCAUUUUAAGUACUAUUCCUGAAAAUCCAGAACACCAGAAAGCUGCAGCAUACGUGCUCAGAAUUUUAAUAAUUGGAUACAAGGUGUAUAUGUACAUCAUAUGUUAAUGAUUUUUGUACAUGAAUGGUGGUCCAGAGAUUUAGUUUUGUAUUAUAUAAAAUGCUUUGAAAUAAGAAAGUUUAGGAGUUUAUAGACUACACCUGCUGUUGCAUAAUGCUUUGACCAAACAACAAGGUGCUUCUUAACCCAUCAAAGUAUUUAUAUCAAAACUACACUACAGAUACUGAAAUUCUCCAGAUCCUAAUGCAUUGGAAUAAGGAAGACCAAGUUCAGAAGACCCAAAAAUACUUGAAAUUUUUAACUCCCAUUUUGUACAAAUUGUAAAUUUCCAGUGCUUAUGCUCAAUUUUUUUUGUUCUAUUUUCACUGGGGGAACUAUCGCUUUGGUGUAGUUUUUAAAAUGAGGAAUUUUUUUUAUAACCUGGGUGCAAGCUGUUCAAAUUUUGAAAAGGUGCACCAUCUUCAACACAGUCAAAAUAUUACCUGGACAUAUGAGUUUAGAGAAAUAGGGAAAAGUUUUUAAUAAGCUGGUGUAGAAAGAGGUAAGGUUUCUUUUGAAACAUGCCUCUUUUUUACAUUAAAGCAGUACAUCUGUUCCCCAACAUCAAUUUCUCCUGAAAGCUGGCAGAAAAAAAGAUGUUAUAGUUGUUCCGUGAGUUCACCCUCUCUACUCUCACCUUGUUCUUUCCCCACCCCCACUUCUUUGUCCCAUCCUACCCACACCAGGGAUUGAAGGAACAAAACCACUAUUGAUGUAACUUUGGCUAAAAGAUAUAACUUUACAAAGUUAGAAAAACAUGCUAAAUGUUGGCACAGCAGUCUGAAAAGUAAGAAAAAUCAGUUAUUCAUUAAAAUAUAUCCGUUAGCUUUAAUUAAUAGGCAAUACAAAUUGUCGUUUGGACUUAGUAUUGAGAACUCUAGUUUUUAAAAUGAGAAGUUUUUUUUAUAACCUGGGUGCAAGCUGUUCAAGUUUUGAAAAGGUGCACUAGCUUCAACACAGUCAAAAUAUUACCUGAGUAUUGCUGAGAAUAGACACACUUUUUGAAGUUUUUUUUCUCUAACUCAAAAUACCAAUGGAAAGGGAAAACAGCACUGAUACUGUGGGAAGACAGUGAUGAUUAGUUGCUAAAUACUGUCUCGCUGGUCAAGGCACAGCCCUAAGAAAUAUACCAGAACAUAGCUAUCACCUGUUUGUUGAGUUGAAGUAGCUGUGUAGGUGUUCUUUCUGUCUACAAAGAAUAGAGACCUGUAUGUUAAUACAUACAGCUUCAAAAGCAUGCAGAUGCCACAUGGGAACCUGACUGACAAUCCCCAAAUUGGUUAUCAGCAUCAUUCAUAUCAGGUUAACUUAGCAAAUGUUGCCUAAUUGCCACAUCAUAUUUAAUGUUGGUCAUACUGCCACUAACAUAGGGUGCUGUGGUCAAGCCAAAAAAAUUCCAUCUAUCAGACACAAACAAAUAAUGUAUAUAAAAUUUCAGUGCUGGUGGGCUGCCUGAUAGGGAGGUCAUAUGUACCAAAGACAUGUAGUUACAUGUCAAACAGCGUCUUCAUUCAGUGUUCGCACUGCCAAGGCACUGUGUAUACCCAGCCCAAUCAGCUUGAAUUUACAAACUCAAAGGGUAUCCAACAUUUUUGAUUCCAUGCUUGGACAUUUCUUAGAUAAUCCUAAUUGUGCUAAAAUAAUGUGAGUAACAAAUUUAGAAUUGUUAGAUGUUGUGUGUACUUGCGCUCUGGAUAUUAUUAUAUAUAAAAAUACAAAGGGACCUAAUCAGACGGUACACAUACUUCGCACAAACUCAAUAAAAAUGGUGACCGCUGUUCUUGAGUUCAUAAUUCAGGGCAUGUUUUGGCCAGGCAACUUGUUUAGUUUAAAAUUUUAAAGCUUAGCAGCUGUAUGUCAGUCAACAUCUGUGCAUGCCACAUGGCAAUAUCUAUGGCCGAAUCCAAUAGCAAAGUAAUUUACACCUGGGCAGUACAAAUGUUCUCUCUUUCCAUUGGUACUUCUAACAAAUUGUUCCAAUGAAUGCAAGAUUUUAAAAAAAAUCAUAAAUUACAAUAUGCCUUUUUUCAGCAAUACAUAUAGGUGGUCAGUAAAUCAUACACUACCUAACAUUUCUGAUAAGUGUUUGAAAGAUAUUUAAUUGUAACCAUAUUGCUUUCUGUCAUGAGAGCUAAUGUACGUUGUAGCACCUAUUCCAAGAUGAAUAUAAAAUGUGUAACAGCUGUAUUAAUAUUCCACAAUAAUUUUGCAUUCUUUCGGUACUCGGAUUUCCAAUUGUUGCACAAUUUUUUUUUAAAAAUGAGUUUUGUUUGAAAUAUGAAUGUAGCACUAAGAUCACGUGAUGACUUUUUAUCAUUAUUUAAUAAUUGGUUUCUGUUGGCCUUGUUUCUGCAUAUUUCACAUCAAUACGGUAUCUUAUUGUAUUGUACCAAAAGCAGAGAGACAACUCGGGGGUAAUGUUGUAGGGGUCUAAGUUGGAAUCCUACAGUGACAGAUGGUGUAAAACAAAAAGCUGGAACAAAGAAUUUAACAUUGACUGUUGUCGAUUGUUGGAAAAUCUCAUCAGGUUCACUAUUGUCCUUAACUGCUCUGGUUUCUUAUGAUGCCAGACAGCAUUGUGAUUGACUCUUACCUGCCCUCUAGGCAUUUAGGGAUGGGCAAUAAAUAUUAACCAGCGAUGCCCUCAUCCCAUAAAUGAAUAAGAGAAACACACCUACAUCUGAAUUCAGCAGACAAGUUGGUAGUUUAACUUCAGGCCCAUUAAAUUAUGAAACUUUGCUUUAUAUUGCUCGUGAUUAGCCAUCCUUUUAACAUAGUUUUAAAUGAAUAAACCUGGCCUGUUGUGUACUGUUUUGUGUAAAAGAUUUCAUUCUCCAGUAUAUCUGUGAUUAAAAGCAAUCAGAACUCUGUGCAUGCUUUGAGUGCAGUCAUAAGAGCUCUGAUCCAUCAUGUUUAACAA